Raphanus sativus (radish) is the source of this 594-nucleotide messenger RNA. RefSeq names its product auxin-responsive protein SAUR21-like. NCBI's taxonomy places the organism in Eukaryota, Viridiplantae, Streptophyta, Magnoliopsida, Brassicales, Brassicaceae. Bases 188 to 466 code for a protein of 92 amino acids. The record is from RefSeq and is a predicted model, not a curated record. Gene Ontology annotation, biological process: response to auxin. The transcript has a single exon.
CUCCAAGACCAUAAGUUUGAGAGAGGUUCAAAAUAAUUCAUUGAUCUUUCUAUAUAUACACAUAACAUUACUUAUUCUUUCUAUAUCAUCAACCAACAAAAAAGCAAUAUAUCCAAUAACUUCAAAUCAUUUCAUACAUCUUCAGAAGCUUCAAAAGGAUUCAAAAUUUUAGAUAAAGAAACAAGAAAUGGCUUUCGUGAGAAAUCUGUUGGGUGCAAAGAAGAUGAUUGGAGCCGCAACAAGCAAAAGAGUAACCUCAGCGGCACCAAAAGGGUUUCUUGCGGUGUACAUAGGAGAGAGCCAGAAGAAGAGAUAUGUGGUGCCAAUCUCAUACUUGAGCCAGCCUUCAUUUCAAGCUCUUCUCAGAAAAUCUGAAGAAGAGUUUGGGUUCGAUCAUCCAAUGGGCGGCUUAACAAUCCCUUGUCCUGAAGAUAUGUUCAUCACUGUGAUGUCUCGGCUUCAAUGAUGAUGAUCCAGCAUAUUGUUCUUUGACUUAGAAUAGUCUUUGUUCCUUGUAAAUAGAGGAUAGUUUUUGUUUCUUGAAAGAGUUGUACUAAAAUUUUGAAAGUGGAAUACCAUUUUUAUGAUAAUUGA